UUCCGUUCCCCCCCAAGAAGCCCCUCAUCCCGUUGACCUCUCAUCCUCUGGUUUCUUCCAGUUCCACAUCUCUUUUCUUCAGAAGAACAGUUCAACAUCUCAGACAUGGAUGAUGGAGUAUAUCACUGCCAAGUGAAUUGGGCGGUGAACCUUGCCAUGCCGUUGGUGGACAAAGCCUUCUCCUACAUGGAUGGCGUCAACCAGGAUAGGAAAGAGAAGCUGUUGCAGGGUCUCUCAGUAGUACGAAAUGACCAUAGCUAUCCGCGGUACCGAUUUACCGUUGAUCAUCCACGAGAGACGAACCUUUUGCGCGCUGUUGCGGAUCUGGAGGACGCAAUCGACGAUGUCGAGCACAGAAAGCUGCAAGAGGUUCGUGAUCCCAUACUUCACAACUUUAACAAGCAUUUUGUGCCUUCUGGCAAUAGCCUGGAAUUUGCUAUCCGGCGGUUAGAAGAUGCUGUCGUUAUGUUAGAAAAAGAUGCGCCAUUCUACCCAUCCAUUGGUUUUGUCAGUCCACGUGGUAAUCUCUAUUACAAAUACAAUGAGAACCGCAUGGUAUUGUUUGGUAGAGAAAGAGAGCAGCAACAGAUAGUGCAGUGGUUGAUUGAAGAGCCUCAACCUAUUAGCAUAAACCAUCCUGUCUCCAUAUUUGCAAUAGUAGGUAUGGCAGGCAUGGGGAAGACAGAACUUGCUCGUCUUGCUUAUGAGGACUCGAAAGUUCGAUUGAAUUUUGACUCAUGUACCUGGGUGUCACUGCAUGGUAAUUUUAGUGCAGAAGCAAUAACAAGGGCUAUAGUGGCAUCAAUUACCGGAAGACUUGCUAUGCUGCAGACCACGAUUGCUACUGAUAAUAUCAGAGACAAUAAGCUUCUACUUGUUCUGGAUGAUGCCUGGGAUGAUACUAGUCUGGAGGAGUGGAAAUCAAUGGCAGAUUCUCUAAAAGAUUGCAAACCUGGGAGCAGGAUCCUAUUGACGACUCAAAUGCAAUCAGUAGUGGACAUUGCAGAAGAUGGCAUAGGAGUUAAAGCUGACUGUGUGAAAUUGGGUGAACUUGAUGAAGUUGACAAUCUCAAGCUCUUUGAAACUUGUUUGCUUUCUGAUGGGCGUUCUGAAGAUUAUGCUGAUUUCGCAUUGAUUGGUGAACAGAUAGCAAAACGGAUUGGUGGAUGCCCUCUACUAACGGCUAUGGUUGCUUCACAGUUGAGUUGCAAUAUGAAUCCCCAACACUGGAACACCGUACUUCAAGAAGGCUGGCAGUAUGUAGCGGGAUUUGACUUUCUUUUUACUAGUUACAACCGUCUACCUACGGAGCUACAAAAUUGCUUUAGAUAUUGCAGUAUAUUUCCAAAGGGACACAGAUUUGACAAGUUGGAAUUGGUAAACAUGUGGAUUGGUUCUGGAUUGAUACCUCUCAGCCCACUGGAAAGAGAGUUUGAUGUGGCGAAACGAUUGAUAUCUCUCAGCUCAUCAGAAAAACGGGAUGCUGAUGUGGGGAGGCAAUUGUUACCUCUCAGCCAAUCGGGAAAAACGGCUGUUGAUUUGGGGGAACAAUACUUCGAUGCAUUGGUUAAAAAAUCAUUCUUCUGCCCUAUGCUAGAAGCAGAACCUUCUAAUGGAGAUCAGAAAGAAUAUUAUGUCUUGCAUAGUUUAAUGCAUGACUUGGCACAAUUUGUCUCACAAGGUGAAUGUGCGAGAGUAGAUAACGAUGAUUUCCAGAAUGUCAUGCCGAUGACCAGACACUUGUCAAUUGUACAUUGUGGCAAUUUAAACCAGAUCCCCCGUUUGAAGUAUUUGCGGACUCUUAUCAUACAAAGUGAGUUCUAUCUGGAUCAAGAAUCUGAACUUGCUCUCCGAUAUGUUCUGCAGUGUUCUAGACACUUGCGUCUGCUAUACCUGCGUGGGCCAUCCCUUUCACCUGAACUUUGUGAACUCAACACUCUAACUCAUCUCCGUUAUCUCUUUUUAUUUUCAUGUGUUGGAUCUAUAAUUAACCAUGUGCGUGGACUCGAUCAUCUGCAAGUGCUCAAGAUCAAUUACUUCACUAAUGAUGAAGAAGAAUACUUCAAUUACAUACAUAAAUUACAGUCAUUGCAUUGUCUCCAUGUUCCUGAAAAUAUUAUGUUAUCCAAGAUCCUUCAAAUUGGGAUGUUAACCUCGCUUCAGGAGUUACAUGGAAUUGGGGUUGCUGAAAAUGAUGGUCACAGUAUGAGUGUGCUGAGUAAUUUAACUGGCCUAUGUCGACUCAGCCUAAGAAAUCUCCAAAAUGUUAGGAACUGUAAAGAGUCUAUGGAUAUCAAAAUAAAGGACAUGAGACAGAUGAGAUUUUUGUCUCUGUCAUGGAACAAAUACUUGAAUGAUCCAGAGAAUCUUGAUCAUCAAAUCAUUGACAGCCUGGAACCAAACAAAGAAAUUCAGCAGUUGCAUAUACAUGGAUAUAGUGGAGUCCGACUUCCGAUUUGGAUUGAGAAUCCAUCGCUCAUCCAUUUGGUCUCACUUGAGCUUGAAUGUUGCAUGAAAUGGAAGAGCAUGCCGUCAUUUCAGAAGCUAAGUUCACUGAAGUAUCUCAAGUUGGAACACCUUUUACAGUUAGAAUGCAUAGGUACAGUGAAAAAGGAGCAAUUUGGGAACAAUGAACCAGAGAAUGUUCUCCCUCCAUUUCUCAAAACUCUCAUCAUUCGGUGGUGCUCUAGCCUGAAAAAUCUCCCGUCAAUACCUUGUACCCUUCAUCAAUUAAUAAUAAAGCAUGUUGGGCUUGCUGUUCUGCCGAUGAUACAUCAAAGUUAUACUGGUACGCGUGAAUCAUCAUUCUCGUCAUCAUCAGUAAAGUCAUGUCUUGUUCUUUUGCACAUUGAAUGUUGUGAAGAUUUGACUUCUCUGGAUAAAGGUCUUCUGGAGAAGCAGCAAUAUCUUCAGUCCCUCAAGACAUUACUUGUGAGACAUUGUGAAAACCUAAGACAUCUGCCUGCAAAUGGUUUAACAGAAUUACAUCACCUGACUUCCCUAGAAAUAGUUGCAUGCCCAAUGCUGAGGAAUGUUGAGGCCAAAGGCAACCUGUGGCCUAUGUCACUCAAGAAGUUGGACAUCAAUCCAUGUGGUCAUAUUGAGGAUUCAGUUCUCAUGUCACUGCAAGACCUCACAUCCCUCAGAAGUUUUACACUGUUCAGCUGCUGUAACAUAGAGAAACUUCCAUCAGAGGAAGUGUUUAGGACUCUGAAAAAUCUGAAUGAUGUUUCCAUAGCAAGAUGCAAAAACUUGUUAUCCUUGGGUGGUCUUGGAGCUGCUCCAUCCUUGAGAGUUCUAUCAAUCCUAUGUUGUGACAAGAUCCAUCAUUUAUAUUCUGAACAAGCUGGUUGCUCCUUUAAGCUGCGUAAGCUCGAAGUUGAUCGUGAAGCGAUGUUGCUAGUGGAGCCAAUAAGGAGUCUCAAGUACACUAUGGAGCUGCACAUCGGUGAUGAUCAUGCGAUGGAGUCCUUGCCUGAGGAGUGGUUGCUACAGAAUGCUUCUUCGCUCCGUUUGAUCGAGAUAGGGGUUGCUAAGAAUCUGCAGGCCCUACCUGCUCAGAUGGAAAAUUUGGAAUUACUACAGGGCUUGCAUAUCGAAAGAGCCCCUGCAAUUAAGGUCCUCCCACAGCUACCAGCUUCACUUAAUAAGCUGACAAUCUGGGGCUGUGACCCAAGGUUUCUGGAGCGCUAUGAAACUAAUGUUGGUUCAGACUGGGUCAAAAUCAAAGACAUUGCUCAUGUGGAUAUGAAGGCCUACUCCGAAGAUUCAAGCGACGAUGAUGAUAAGAUUCAAUAUUUUGAUGACAGCACCACCAAUCCUUCCCCCCGAUUUGUUGUCAUAGACUAAAUACCAGUGCAACAUGUGGAACAGUGGAAACCUUUGUGUAAAGAGUAAGACCCAUGAAUAGCUGAGUAGUUUCCUACAAACAUUGCGAUGUUGUCAGUAGCAUCAUAUGAAUAUGAUCCAAUCUUGCCUCUGGUAAGGUGCAAUAUCCAGAACGCAAUCAAUGCAAUGAACAGACUCUACACUCUUGUUGCUGGUAGCACCAGAUGAUAUGAACUUUACAGGUACUUCAUCAAAAAGCUAGUGCAAAACUGCAAAUCAAGACUGGCAUGUCCUCUUUGCUGCCUCUUUUGCACAAGCUAAAUGGAUAUUAUACUCUUUUUCAACAUAACGAUAAUGUACUCUGGAAUUUUUGUAUAUUCAUUUUGUUCAAAAUUUCAGUACUACAGCACAUAUCUAUAAUAUAUUCUGAAGUUUUUGCA
Molecule: messenger RNA, 4268 nt
Organism: Oryza sativa Japonica Group (Japanese rice)
Lineage: Eukaryota; Viridiplantae; Streptophyta; Magnoliopsida; Poales; Poaceae
Product: putative disease resistance protein RGA4
Biological process (GO): defense response to other organism
Molecular function (GO): ADP binding
Source: RefSeq, a predicted model, not a curated record